AUGCGCGACGACGACGACGACGGCGACGACGGCGACGGCGACGACGACGGAGGACGCGCGCCGCCUCUGGUGUGCGCGGUGACGUCCCCGGGCGGCUUCGGAUGCGGCGUCGCGUGCACGCUCCGCGGCGCGCCCUGCGUGCUCGUGCCGCACCACGUUCUCGGCGACGCGUCCGACCCGGACCUGGACCUGGCGUCGCGCGCGCGAGAGGCGCGCGCGACGACGCGAUUCGCCGCCGCCGACGCCGCCGGAAACGGCGGCGGCGUCGUCGUCGCGCGCGAGGUUCGCCUUCGCCCGGAGAUCUUCCUCGCGUCGUCGCCGCCGCCGCCGCGCGGACGCGCGCCGGAGGCGACGAGGCUCGAUUACGUCCUCGUCGCGUGCGCCGCGCCGGCGGGCGCGCCGCCGCGUCUGCUGCGCGCGUUGGAGGAAUCCGCCGACGUCGACGCGGACGCGUUGGUCGGCGCCGGCGUCGUCCUGACCGCCGCCCCGAAGCGCUGGCUGACUUCGGACGACGCGUCGGACGGCGAAGCGUCCGCCCCUGAAGUCGUCCGCGGCGUCGUGUCGAGCGUCGAGGCGGCGACGGCGCGGUACGACGCGCGCACCGCGCGCGGCGCGAGCGGCGCGGCGGUGACGGCGGAUGGGCGCGGCGGCGGCGCGCUCGUCGCGAUGCACCGCGCCGGGUCUCGAGACGUCGGCGAGGGCGACGGCGAGGGCGUCUUGAUACGAGAGAUUUUGCGCGACAUCGCGGAGACGACGGCGGCGAACGGGAUCGCGAGAGAAGCCGCGGGCGGGAACGCGGCGCCCGCGGCGAGAGCGCUUCUCGCGAGAGCGUUCAUAGGCGAGAGGUGUCGCGCCGCCGCCGCCGCCGCGCGCGCGGUCGCGUCCGACCCGGCCGCGGUCGCGCGCGCCGCGAGCAGCUCGGGCGACGGCGACGACGACGACGCCGGCGCGCGCGCGCUGACGAGAGCGCUGCGCGACUGGCUGGCAAAGUUUCCGAGGUCGACGUCGUUCGCCGUCGCGGCGGCGCACGCGUUGGGGUCGAUUCGAAGGCGGUUCGGCGCCGGAUCCGACGGGGACGUCGACGUCGCGGCGUGUCUGCGCGGGGUGAUGGAGAGACACCAGGGCGUGGACGCGGUGCAGUCGCACGCGAGAUGGGCGCUGAAGAUGGUGGAGAAGCGCGCGUGA
Messenger RNA from Micromonas pusilla CCMP1545, 1185 nucleotides. RefSeq lists its product as uncharacterized. The coding region runs from base 1 to 1185 and encodes 394 amino acids. Lineage: Eukaryota; Viridiplantae; Chlorophyta; Mamiellophyceae; Mamiellales; Mamiellaceae. The transcript has a single exon. The record is from RefSeq and is a predicted model, not a curated record.